AUGAGCAACUCUUCCGUUGGCCCACCGGGCACGGAAAUGUCUAACGUCUCCACAAACUCCAACAAUUCAAUUAAUUCGUCGUCAGUGUACGACGAGCUGGCCUCGAACCUCAAGGAUGUCUCGAUGGUGGACCUCCAAAGAGAACCGCUGACCAAUCUUCACUCGCAAUCCAGUCAACAGCAUUCAGAAUCGUCUUCGGAUACCCCUCCAGUGUCGUCUUCGGACGGCUCAUCACAACCAAAUUCCAGACGAAGAUCAACCCUCAUACUCACCGAUGAUACAGAUUUUGACAAACUCAAGGCCCUCAGCUCGGAUAAUAAAGACGACGAAAUGAUAGUGGACAGCGAGCAAGAUAUCGGACAGUCUCCUGUUCCAGAACGUGCACCAACACAGGUUCCACAAAAUCCGCAAAACUCACAGCCGCCGCCGCAGCCAGUGCUGGUUCCGACCGUUUUCAGAUGGAUAGAAGGCGGCUCCAAAGUCUUUGUGAUGGGAACUUUCACCGGGUGGAGAAAGAUGAUUGCUCUUAACGGGCCUUCCAAAAAAGACGGCAGUUUCAGCGUGCAAAUAGCCCUUCCUCCAGGCACCCACAGAUUCAAGUUUGUGGUUGACAACGAGGUGAGGUUCUCGAACUAUAUUCCUACUGCUACCGACACUUCGGGUCAUUUUGUGAAUUAUCUAGAAAUUAUUCCGUCUGAGCAUGAAGACUACACCAGCCUGAACUCCCUUACUUCGAACAACAAGUCCAAAUCCUCGCUGCGGACACUAGACUCCAAAAUUGGGCUCACGAAGGACGACGACGACAUGGGAGACGGAUUCACGAGAUACCACGACGAAGAUGAGCAGCCAAUGGACACACCAGCCGAGUUCAUCGACUCUAUUCCCCCUAUUUUCACGGAUCCAAAGGUAAUGGAAGAGUACUACGUUACUCUAGACAAUAAUCAGAGACAAGGAAACCAGAACCAGCAGUGGCUCAUUCCUCCACAGCUUCCUCCUCACCUUGAAAGUGUGAUUCUCAACAGCUACAAUAACACCGACAAGGACAAUACUUCUGGAGCUUUGAGCAUUCCAAACCACGUCGUUCUUAAUCAUCUGGCUACAACCUCCAUUAAGCAUAACACGUUAGCGGUGGCUAGCAUUGUCCGGUACAAAAGAAAGUAUGUUACACAGAUUCUGUAUGCCCCUCUUCAAUAA
This is a messenger RNA of Ogataea philodendri, 1194 nucleotides long. RefSeq lists its product as uncharacterized. The transcript has a single exon. Gene Ontology annotation, cellular component: nucleotide-activated protein kinase complex; nucleus; cytoplasm. NCBI's taxonomy places the organism in Eukaryota, Fungi, Ascomycota, Pichiomycetes, Pichiales, Pichiaceae. The coding region runs from base 1 to 1194 and encodes 397 amino acids. Gene Ontology annotation, molecular function: protein kinase binding. The record is from RefSeq and is a predicted model, not a curated record. Gene Ontology annotation, biological process: signal transduction.